Messenger RNA from Musca domestica (house fly), 2375 nucleotides. Its product is annotated as sodium-independent sulfate anion transporter-like. Bases 274 to 2226 code for a protein of 650 amino acids. Lineage: Eukaryota; Metazoa; Arthropoda; Insecta; Diptera; Muscidae. Gene Ontology annotation, cellular component: membrane. Gene Ontology annotation, molecular function: sulfate transmembrane transporter activity. The transcript has 5 exons. Gene Ontology annotation, biological process: transmembrane transport. The record is from RefSeq and is a predicted model, not a curated record.
UUUGCACGUUCAUAGAAAUAUUCCACAGCAAUAACAGAAACAACUUGACAAUACAACCGGUUAACAUCCAAUAAUUUCUCUUUGAAUAUCCAAAACUUAAAAAAGACUAUCCAGCUUUAUUGUAUUCUCAGUCUUAGUUUGAAUUUCGUCGGGUUGAUAUGUGCCGGAGAAAAAGACUGGCCACCGUAGCGUUAAAUUUUUAAAUUUAUUUUGCAAUUUUUUUGUCAUUAAAUAUUUAUUAGCAAUAAAAAAAACAAACUAAAACAGCAAAUCAUGAAUACCGGACAUCUAGAUAAUGCCAUCGAUUUCAACAAUGUUAUGAUGACCGAUCAUCAAACCGUGCAUCACAGCAGACAAUCUCUGGCGGAUUUCUCCAAUUCCCCCCACAAUGAAUCACAGCGAGAACUUUUAACCAAUUCUAAAGAGUGUCGCAUGUUUCUAGACAAAGUUUUUAGCGGAAAGAAUUUGAAACGUCACAUGCCGAUAUUUCAGUGGCUACCGGUUUAUAACAAAGCAGACUUUAUCGGUGACUUAAUAGCCGGUAUAACAGUUUCGCUUGCUGCCAUACCUUUGGCACUGGCUUUUGCCGGCAUUGCGGGUCUACCAACAGAGUUUGCUCUUUACAGUUCCUUUAUGGGCAACAUCAUCUAUACGAUUUUUGGAUCAUGCAAAGACAACAUUGUUGGAUCAACAGCCAUAGCAUCGUUGCUGACACUACAAGUAUGCCACGGUAAUUGGCAAAAAUCGAUACUGUUUACCCUACUCUCAGGACUUAUAGAACUUAUCAUGGGCUUGACUCGCAUGGGCUUUAUUAUUGAUUUUGUUUCGGGUCCAGUAAAUGCGGGAUUUACCAGUGCCGUGGCUCUCAUAAUAUUCACAUCACAAAUCAAGAAUAUUUUGGUGGUUAAAGCCAAUGGAAAUUCAUUUCUACAAAAUUGGAUAUCUAUCAUUAAGGAUAUACAUAACUUUCGUACCAGUGAUACCAUAUUGGGUAUUGGAAGCAUCAUAGUGCUGGUAAUAUUGAGAUAUAUUGGAAAUAUCAAACUGAAGGCAAAAGAAAAUGACGAUCUCUCGAGAAUACAAAAAAUUGGCAAUACUAUAUUUUGGUUUUUGGGUGUAUCGCGUAAUGCUCUCUUGGUAUUUGUUACCGCCACCAUUGUGGGUUAUUUGGAACAUAUGGGAAAAAGUUAUGUCCAAUUGACUGGUUAUAUUCCAUCAGGAUUUCCACCAGUAGAAUUUCCCGCUUUGUCAAUUGUGAAUGGCAACGGUAGUUAUGUUAGUGAAACUGAACUGGAGGAAAAUACGCAAAGCUUUUGGAUGUUGUUACAGGAAUUCGGAAGUGGUUUAGUGGUUAUACCAUUGAUAUCGUUAUUGGAAACAAUUGCCGUUUGUCGGACAUUUGCCAAUGGAAAACCUGUGGAUACAAAUCAAGAAUUAAUUAGUUUAGGAUUGGCAAACAUAACCAAUUCGUUUGUAAGGGGCUAUCGUAUCAAUGGAGGCUUGGCCCGGGGUUCGGUAAAUACAGCCAGUGGUGGAAGAACCCAAUUUGUAAAUGUCUAUGUCAGCGUUAUCGUUAUACUAGCCUUACUAUACUUGGCCGAAUAUUUCUAUUAUAUACCAAAGGCAACAUUAGCAGCCAUAAUCAUAGCAGCUGUACUGUUUCAAUUGCAAUAUCAAACUAUAAAACCAAUGUGGCGUAGUAAAAAAUCUGAUCUUUUCAUUGGUCUACUGGCUUUUGCGGCAUGUUUGGUGGGUCCCUUGAGUGUUGGUGUGUUUGUUGCAAUCACCAUCAAUAUUUUGUAUAUUUUAUACCAAUCGGCCAGACCUGAAAUAAAUGUGGAUUUGGUUAAGACAUCUUCGGGCAAACAGUUUUUGAAAAUCACCCCCGAUCGUUGUUUAAUAUUUCCCUCCGUGGAAUUUGUACGCAACAAAAUUGUAAAAUCGGGUCAAAAAUACACAAUUCCCGUGGUAUUCGAUUGCACUUUCAUCUAUGCUGCCGAUUUCACCACCGCCAAGGCAAUUGAAUUAAUAAUUCAAGACUUUAAUUCGAGAAAUCAAAAAUUGAUAUUUUUUAAUUUACGCCCUCGCCUUCUGAAGGUGUUUAAAACGUUGAAAUCACCAUUUAUAAUGUGUUACUCGUUGAAUUGUAUUGAAAAACUGUUGGACGAUCAAUCGAAUGGAACGUUUGCGAAUGGUGUUAGCGUUCAUGAAGUCACCGAACUGUAAAGGUAUAUGGGUAAAAACUCAACAUGUGUGCCUAAAAGUAUGCUAUAGUAUUAGUAAAUUAUUAGUUAAAUCAAGAAGCUCUCAGUGAAACGCUUAACAGUUAUGUACAUUGUGAAAUAUUUAUUUAAAUAAAUAACAUUAAUGUUAAA